Fusarium subglutinans is the source of this 2196-nucleotide messenger RNA. Its product is annotated as subtilisin-like serine protease. Gene Ontology annotation, cellular component: cytosol. Gene Ontology annotation, molecular function: tripeptidyl-peptidase activity; serine-type endopeptidase activity. Lineage: Eukaryota; Fungi; Ascomycota; Sordariomycetes; Hypocreales; Nectriaceae. Gene Ontology annotation, biological process: proteolysis. The record is from RefSeq and is a predicted model, not a curated record. The coding region runs from base 1 to 2196 and encodes 731 amino acids. The transcript is spliced from 12 exons.
AUGAAGUCAUACAAUCUCUUAAAAGUCUUGUUGGUUGCGGCGUCAGUGGCCGUUGAUGUCGAGGCUGUCAACAAACCAGCUGCUCGUGCCUCAAGAACUGGUCGAACGAGUGCUGGAAUCACCCGCAAGUUCAUUGUUGAAGUCGAGCCGAUGGAAGGAGUUGUGAACGUGUGGCAGGCCCACAAAGUGGCCAUGCCAAAAGUCGAGUUCUCAGAUAAUGGCCCAUCUUCAUCUAUAAGAAACUAUUCUAUCCAUCACUGGACGGGUGUUGACAAACUCCAUGCUGCCGGUAUUCGUGGAAAGGGUUCAACUGUCGCUAUAAUUGACACCGGCAUUGACUAUACUCACAAAGCGCUCGGAGGCUGUUUUGGACCUGGCUGCAAAGUCAAAGGGGGCUAUGAUCUUGUCGGAGCAGACUGGGAAACUCACAAUGAGAGAAUGCAUCCUAAGCAACCCGAUAAUGAUCCUAUGGACUACCAAGGCCAUGGAACUCACGUUGCAGGUAUCAUUGCUGCUAAGAAUGAAUGGCUUACUGGAGUUGCGCCCGAGGCCGAACUUCUCAUAUACAAAGUUUUCUCUGAUGAUCCGUGGGAGACCGACGAAGAGACCAUCAUGCAAGCACUAUGUGAUGCUUACAAUGCGGGAGCCGAUGUUAUCACCUCGAGUAUUGGACAACCCAAUGGCUGGUCAGAUAACCCCUGGGCCAUGUUAGCCAGCCGACUGGUAGACAAGGGCGUCGUCGUGAUAGCAUCAGCUGGUAAUGAAGGAGAGUUUGGACCAUUCUACUCGAGCAGCGGAGCUGUCGGCAGAGGAGUUCUAGCUGUUGCUGCUGCUAAUGUUACUACGAAGCCAAAUGCUAACAGAACUGGCGAGGAUCUUGGGCCACUUCCCGUAUACUUCACCACUUGGGGCCCAACCAACGAGUUACUUCUUAAACCCGACAUUGCAGCCCCUGGUUACAUGAUCAUGAGUACUGUACUAAAUCAGAGUUACGAGGAGCUGAGUGGGACAUCCAUGUCGGCACCCUACAUUGCAGGCAUUGCGGCUUUGUUCGUGGGUCAGUACGGUGGUCGUGCUUUCAAUGGCGCAGGCUUUGCCAAAAUGCUCAGAGAUCGUAUCGCAUCGAGUGGAAAGACCCUACCGUUUGUCAAUAAUCGCCUAAUGCGCAAGUAUAAAGCCUCACCUUUCCAGGUUGGCACUGGACUUGUUGACGCCUGGAAAGUUCUCAACUACGACACUCAACUCGAGUAUGAAUCGUUUUCUCUGAUGGACACAGAGCUGUUCCGGCCUCGAUGGACUUUCAACAUCACAAAUACCGGCGGCAUAGCACACGAAUACACUUUUAAGCUUGAGCCCCAAGCAGGUUUCAACAUUUACGAUCCCGAAUAUGGAGUGGCUUUACUCUAUGCUAUUGAGCCCAAAAACAUUGUCCCUCCUGUGAGACUUCCACACAGGGCCCUCAUUGAACCUGGAGAGACAAGAGAGUUGAGUGUUACUUUUGGGCUUCCCGACGUCGACGAUGAUUACCUGCUACUCUACAGUGGCAAGGUAUUGAUCAAUUCCGAUCAUGGGGAGAAAUUGGCUAUCCCAUAUGGAGGAGCUGCAUACGAUACCGAGAAAGCAUUUGACAAUAUGUUCAUUGUUGAUCCGUUUGUUACGGACCCUGAUAAAGAUUCAGCAUGGUCUUUCAAUAUCGACAGAGAUGCGAGUGACUUUAUUGAAAUUGGCGGUAGGACAUCAUACGCCUGCGACAAUCUUCGGUGGGACAUCUUCGAACAAGGUUGGUCAGAAUCUCUAUGGACUUAUCCUCCACGGGUCGGAAGACAUGGCUUUAUUGGUUCAGCAACAACAAUGCGAGAUGCGGAGGAAUUCUGGUUCUUCGACCCUACUGUCAACGAUCCGAACGACACAUUGCCAUUCCCGCUGAAACAACAAUCACGAGGGUUUCACGUCUUUUGGUGGUUUGGCAAGCUCGCCAACGGCACAAGAAUAGCCCCUGGAAACUACACAAUGCGUUUCGCAGCUCUUCGGCCCUACGGAAAUCCAAACAUAUCCGAUCACUGGGAUGUCAUGAACAGCCCUACGGCCAACAGCAUCCAGGUGCUGCCGUAUAACGGUACACGCAACUCGACAUUGAAGUACAGAGCACCCAAGUACCAGACACCGAGCCUUGGAAAGGGGCUCCUAAAAGGUUAA